Molecule: messenger RNA, 1143 nt
Organism: Moneuplotes crassus
Lineage: Eukaryota; Ciliophora; Spirotrichea; Euplotida; Euplotidae
Source: the annotation of a GenBank genome assembly
AAGCUUUUUUGAAAUAAAAUAAUAACAAGUCGAUCGAAAAUGGGAAAUACCUGUUGAACUCAUAAUAAACAAGGAGAAAGAAUUGACAUUCAAGAGAAAUCUAUAGAGGACAAGAAAAAGGAGGCUCUGGAGAUCGGCCAGAAAAAUCCUGACAAAGUCAUAAAAAUCCAAGCGAUCGGAAAAGGAAUGAUCGCAAGGAAGAAAUAUAAGGCGAAAAUGGGUGAUAAACUCAAGAGAAAUGAUGAAAAUCAUAAGGAAGAGAGGCUAGAUUCCCUCAACCGGCCCGAUGUAAACAAAAUCGUCAAUGUUCCAGAUUAUAGUAAUGCUGCUACCAGGGCUACUGAAGGCAGGCUUGGUGCCUUCGUAUAUGACCAAGAUGAUAAGUUUGACGAAAAUGAUCUUAUUGAUAGAGGCCCAUACGAGCUAGACAACGGAGCGAUCUAUAGAGGUCAGUGGUCAAGAGAAGGACUUAGGUAUGGCAGAGGUGUCCAAAUCUGGGUUGAUGGCUCUAAGUACGAAGGCUACUGGAGAAGCGAUAUGGCCAACGGCAUCGGCAGACUGAUCCAUGCAGAUGGAGACGUCUACGAAGGCGAGUGGUGUAAUGACAAAGCUCACGGAAAAGGUACUUAUACUCACAUGGAUGGCGCUAAAUACACUGGUGAUUGGAGAGAAGACAAACAGCAUGGAAUUGGAAUAGAAACUUGGCCUGAUCAAGCUAGGUACGAAGGAAAUUAUGAGCAUGGUAAAUAAACACGGACAUGGUAGAUUCAAUUGGGCUGAUGGAAGCACCUAUGACGGCCAGUUCUACGAUAACAACAUUCAUGGAAAAGGAGUUUAUACUUGGAGCGACGGAAGGAGGUUUGAAGGAGAUUGGAAAGAAAACAAAAUGGACGGCAAAGGAGUAUUUACUUGGAUUGAUGACAGAAGAUAUGAAGGAGACUAUGUAGAUGACAAAAAAGAAGGCUAUGGAGUAUUCCAAUGGGGAGAUGGAAGAUGAUACAAAGGUCAAUGGCUCAAUGGGAAACAACAUGGAAUAGGCGUGUAUUCCGCAGCCAAUGGACUCGAAAGAAGGGGUGAGUGGAGAGAUGGAAGAAGACACCAAUGGCUAGAUGAAGAAGGACAGCAAAACUCUUAAUAUUAUAA